AUGAAGACUGCAACUCUUCUUGUGGUAAGAUUACUGUAAAAUACGUAAUUAUAUUUUUGCAAAUUCAGCUUUUGAACGUGGGAUUGGUCAGCUCUUUGUCCAUUCUUCUUCCAACAAACGAGACCGACGUGAAAUGUCAUAAACACGCCGAAUUCAAUAAAUGUGGAUCGUCUUGUCCACUGACUUGCGAAGAUGUGGUCAAGGGAAACCCUCCGAAACUAUGUCCAACACUCUGUAAACCUGACUGUCAAUGCAAGAAAGGAUAUGCUAUCGGGAAGAAUGGGCGCUGUGUGAAGGAAAGCCAUUGUAAAAGUAAGCAUGCCAUGCCUUACAAGGCAUGCUUUCACAUCAUUUAUAAGUUUAAAAGUUGGAAUUUAGAACGAGGCCUCAAAAACCUGAAUCUCUUGACCGAUCCCAGAGAUGCGAAUGAAAAGAAAGUCAAGUGUCCAAAGCAUUCCGAGUUUAGAAACUGCAGCGACCUCUGCCCACCAACUUGUGAAGACAAGGUUUGCAAAAUGGUUACGCAAAUCUUUACUCCUUUUUACCAUUGAUUUAUACGUCUAACCAUUUCAGAAAAUCUGCCACUCUCUCCGUUGUGGUCUUCCGAAAUGCCAAUGCAAGUUCGGAUAUGGCCUGGGCGGAGCGGAAUACAAAGAAUGCGUCAAAUGUAACAAAACCGAGGACAAAAAGACGAAACAGUAA
Molecule: messenger RNA, 702 nt
Organism: Bursaphelenchus xylophilus (pine wood nematode)
Lineage: Eukaryota; Metazoa; Nematoda; Chromadorea; Rhabditida; Aphelenchoididae
Source: the annotation of a GenBank genome assembly